This is a messenger RNA of Closterium sp. NIES-65, 2958 nucleotides long. The record is from the annotation of a GenBank genome assembly. NCBI's taxonomy places the organism in Eukaryota, Viridiplantae, Streptophyta, Zygnematophyceae, Desmidiales, Closteriaceae.
AUGGCCUCUAAUCCCUUAGCGCAGGCCUUGCGACAGCUUAAUGCGGCUCCCGAGUUCAACCCUAGGUACGACAGGCCUAAUGAUUACACGCCAUUGGAGCUGGGGGGCCUGUACUCUAGCCGUGAUAAAUGCAAGGAGGCCGUUUAUGCGUACGCUCUAGAGCAUCGGCAGGGUUACGCCGAGGGGUUAGCCAACACUAUUCCCAUCUUCGUUCGGCGAUACGGCAAUUUGGUCCGCACAAAUCCAUUCAUCUCACCCGUGGAGCUCAAAAGAAUGCUCGAGGGUCAUGGAAGGGUAGUGAUCCACUACUGGCAGGCUUGGCGGCUUCGAGAGUACAUCUUAAAGGAGCGAUAUGGAGAUCGGAAGGAGUCCUUUCGCCAGGUUCGGUGGCUUCUCACUCGUUUCACAGUCAUCGAUCCGGAAGUUCAAGUGCGGUUGGACACAUUAGAUCGGUGUUUCCACCGAUUCUACGUGCGUCCCUCUGCAGCACGGCAUGCGUUAAAUUAUUGCCGCCCGGUUGUUGCGCUCGACGGUACACAUCUCAUUAGUGCGCAGAAGGCUGUGCUGCUCAUCGCCGUCACCAUUGACGGGAACCAGGAGAUUUUGUUACUUGCAUGGGCCUUGGUGGAGUCGGAGAACAAGGACGCGUGGACCUGGUUUAUGAAGCUGUUCCUUGAGGGGUUCCCAGAGUGGGCGCGUAAGGACGUUGCCUCCAUCAUCAGCGAUCGCGAUAAGGGGUUGGUGCCGGCAGCAAGGGAGGUGAUGCCAAGCCACAUCCCCCAUUAUUUCUGUGCCUGGCAUCUGGAGCAGAACCUUAAGCGGUUCGGCAAAGCGGCAACAGCGUUCUUCUGGCGCUUGGGAUACCAGACGAAGGGGAUGGCGGAGCGGCUGCUUUUGGCAUCGGCCGUGGAGGGCGAGGACGAGCUUCAUCUGGACGUGGUCGCAGAGGGAGAGGCGGUGGCGUUGCAGGGGCGGGCCUUGGCAGGGGAGGUAGAGGAGUGCCCCCCGCGGGCGAUUGCGGAGGGCAGGGGGGUGUCGGAUCAGACUUCACGGGGGUUGGUGGUGGAGUACGGGGAGUGCCGCUCGGUGGGGCCGCCGGGGAGCAGGGGGAUGCCGGCGCGGGAUGGUCCGGCAUUGCAGGUGGAGGGAGGGGAGUCCCGCUUGGUGGGGCUCCUGGAGGGCAGGGGGGUGCAGGAGCAGGAUGGUCCGGCAUUGGAGGUGGAGGGAGGGGAGUCCCGCUUGGUGGGACUCCUGGAGGGCAGAUGGGUGCCGGAGCAGGAUGGUCCGGCAUUGGAGGUGGAGGGAGGGGAGUCCCGCUUGGUGGGGCUCCUGGAGGGCAGGGGGGUGCCGGAGCAGGAUGGUCCGGCAUUGGAGGUGGAGGGAGGGGAGUCCCGCUUGGUGGGCCUCCUGGAGGGCAGAUGGGGGCCGGAGCAGGAUGGUCAGGCAUUGGAGGUGGAGGGAGAGGAGUCCCGCUUGGUGAUGCUUCUGGAGGGCGAGGACGCGCCGGAGCAAGAUGGACCCAGGCGACACCAAAGCGGGCCACGCGGUGAUGUUACGUUUGGGGUUGGCCUGGGCGCGAAUUUCAUGGGUGGGGUGGGGUCCGUUGGAAGGGGGGGCUCACCAGUGCCCUCUGGGGACGACGUGCAGCGAGCUCCAGCAUCUGUGAGUGAUAAUGGUUUGGCAUCAUGCUCCACGGGUGAUGGGAUAGGCGCUCUCACCACUGUGGGGAACCCGGGUGCACGAGCAUUUGACGUCAACACGGUCCUGCGACGUGCCCGGGAGUGGUACCGGGCAGAGGACAUUGACACGGGGAGGACCACGGGCACUCAGGGAUCAGAGAUGGGUGGGUUUACUGAGCACUUCCACCCAGCAUCGGCUCUGGCUCUGCCAUGGCCAGACUGCGGGCAGCGGGGGAACAUUCCUGCGCAAGGGCCGGACGAGCCAGCAUGUGAGGAUGAUCCGGUGCCAGUGGAUGCUAGGGAGGAUGGGGAUGAGGCGGCCGAUGGUGAGGGAGAACCCGGAAUACAUGUGCGCACCGGGUUCUAUCGUAACAGGCGCGGAUCAUCUUAUCGCAUUGGGGGAAUCAUGCUGCUGCACUGGGCCCGUCUUUUUGCGGUGACACUGCGUUUUGGCAUCUACACAAGCAACGCCGCCGAGUCCAUCAACAGCGCUGUCCGCGGCAUCCGCAUGCUGCCACCAACAUGGCUCCUGGCAUCCCUUUGGGAUUGGUCUCGCGACAACUGGUACGAGAGGAAGGAGAAGGCGCGCUGCAGGGAUGAGUAUCUCACGGCUGCCGCAUCGAAACGUCUGGACCAAAAGAAGCAGAGGUGCCAGGGGUAUUGGUUCAUCGGUGGGGACAACACUGUGGGAACCAUCCAGACCAGGGGGGGGGAAAACGAGUUCCAGUGGCGGAGCUUCAACGUGAACCUCGAUGCCCGGACGUGCGAGUGCGGGAACUGGGAGGAGUACCAGUUCCCUUGUGCCCACGCCGUGGCAAUGUGCAUUCUGAAGCAGCGGAGUGUGGAGAUCCUUGUGUCUGAGUACUACACCACUCGCAAUCUUCGCCAGACAUACAACCGGGAUGUGAUGGGUACCUGUGUGGACCGGCUGAUUAUGGAGGCUCCACUGGCAGAAGUGGGCGAGUGCGAUGCACCAGCGCUGAUUGAGACGAGGGUUGGGAGGCCAGAGAAUCACACCCGGUUUGAGGCACCGCCGCACGCUUAUCGGUGUGGGCGAUGCCGACAGUAUGGGCACAACCGCAAAAGGUGCAAGUACAAGUACGGUGGGUACGGUCAGGCGCAGGCUGCGGUGGGGGAGGAGGUGGAGGAGGAGGAGGAGGAGGAGGAGGAGGAGGAGGAGGAGGAGGAGGAGGAGGAGGAGGAGGAGGAGGAGGAGGAGGGGGAGGAUGGAACUGCUACAGGAGAGCAUGGAGGGGGGCACCAAGCUGCCCCUGAAUGA